Molecule: messenger RNA, 2211 nt
Organism: Humulus lupulus (European hop)
Lineage: Eukaryota; Viridiplantae; Streptophyta; Magnoliopsida; Rosales; Cannabaceae
Product: F-box/LRR-repeat protein 17
Exons: 11
Coding region: 127-1935 (602 amino acids)
Molecular function (GO): protein binding
Source: RefSeq, a predicted model, not a curated record
AACUUCUACAUCUCCCGCGUUAUAUUCCCACCUCUAUUUCAUUUGCUUUUCCACACUCACUCAGUCCCGCUAACUCUUUCGCUCCAACUUUCUCUCUCAUCCUCAUCAUCACCAUCUCUCUCCACCAUGCAGCAGUAUCGCAGCCGCCGGCCCCAUUUUCCGAUCGCCGGAGCCUCCACGCCAGGCGAAUCCGCCGUCGCCGCACAUACACCAUCCUUGAGCGAUUAUAAGCGGGGGAAGAAGCGAGGGAGCUACAACUGCGGACGUUGUGGCCAGCCAAAGAAGGGCCACUCCUGCAACAUCGGCGGCGGCGACACUACGCCGACUGAGUCCACCGCCGAUGUAUCAGCCGAUUACUCUCUUUCCACUUCUCGCCAUCCGCCGCCGCCGCCACGUCAGCCGUACUCCCACCUACGUAGAGCGUUGUCUUUUGAUGAUGUCGAUAAUGGUGGUGACGGAGGGUUUGACCCGCCGGAGACCGAUGAUGACGAGCUCGGUGACCCGAUGAUGGAAAUGGAGACCGAUCUGGUUUCUGGUGGCUUACCUGCGAACUGUCUAUGGGAGGUACUGAGAAGGUUGCCGCCGGCUGGGUUGCUUUCGGCUGCUAAGGUCUGCAAGGGUUGGAGGGAGACGACCAAAAAGCUAUGGAAGGCGGCGGAAGUUCUGAAACUUAGGGUUCCGCCGAGAGCUCAGGUUGGACUAGUUGGAUCAAUGUUGCACAAGUGCCCUGGGCUCGUUAACCUCUCUUUAAGAAUGGAAAGUGAUUUGGACGCGACGAUGCUGGCCUGUAUUGCAUUUUCAUGCCCAAAUCUUGAAUAUAUGGAGAUCUCUGCUUCUAAUGCUGCGCUCAAUCGGAUCACUGGUGAUGAGUUGGGCCGUUUUAUUGCCGAUAGACGAAUGUUGAAAAGUCUUAAGGUUGAAGGGUGUUCCAAUCUUGGUGGUUUUGUUCUCUGUUCAUCAAGUCUUGCUACUCUUUGGCUUUCGGAUCUUUGCUCUCUGUCUAAGAUGGUUUUUAAUUGCCCAAAUCUUAAAGAGAUUUCUUUAGAAUUUUCUCGCCAAGAAAAUGAUAAUACUGACCUUGUUAGCAUGGCUGAAUCUCUGGGAAGGGGUUGCCCAAGGUUGCAAAACAUUCACAUUGCUUCUAUCCGGCUGUCUCAUCCAGUUGUACUUGCCCUCACAGCUGCCCAGUUAAGGGGCUUAAGAAUGCUUUCGCUUGUUCUUGGAUCCGAAAUUACUGAUGCUUCAGUUGCUGCCAUUGCUCAAAGUUAUCCUAAUUUAGAGCUGCUUGAUCUUAGUGGGUCUGGUAUCAGUGAUAGUGGGAUUGGAAUGAUCUGCAAUGUGUUCCCAGACACUCUUACGAGACUCCUUGUCGCUCUUUGUCAAAACAUUACUUCAAGUGGUAUUCAAUUUGCCACAGCACAGCUGCCGCUUCUCGAACUCAUGGACUGUGGCAUGUCCAUAUGUGAUCCCAAUUCUCUGGAUCCUACCACAGAAGAAAGUAGUGACUGUGAAGUACAGAAAACAAGCAAUGCCACAGUCUCGCAUAUUUACCAGAAUCUGAUCAUCAAACAUAGCCGUUUAAAAAAACUAAGCUUGUGGGGUUGUUCUGGCUUGAACGCUCUGCAUCUAAACUGUCCAAAACUCAAUGAUCUGAAUCUGAACUCUUGUACAAAUUUGCAUCCAGAGAAAUUGUCACUUCAAUGCCCCAACUUAGAACAUGUACAUGCUACGGGUUGCAAGACAUUGCUAAUUGGAACUAUUCGGACUCAGGUCAAUAACCGUACUGAAUCGUUCGGAAAUGUGAUACUGUCCAAACGAUUUGCUGAUGGCUCGAAGAGGAUUCGGGUUCCUCUUUUUCUCAAUGCACAGUCGUACGAUGAUGAUUCAAAGCGAAGAAGGGUUGAAAAGCUGAAAUGUAAUGUUAUUGUAAGCUGAUUAACAUCUCCUCCUCUGAACAUUUUUGCCUUAAGUAAACAUGGCAGAGACUCUUGUUGUUUCAUUACUCAUUAUUUUCUCAAGGCCAUGUGUCCUAUAGUAUCCAAGGUCUUAUAUUAUAUAUUAGAAAAAAAAAUCAAGGGCUGGUGCCCUGUAGAAUAUCAUUUUUGAGCCCCAAUCCAUUGUUUAGUUGUGAACAAAUUAACUUUGGAAACUCUUGUUGUUAUAGCUCAUCAUGCUAAUAAAGAUAAUGUUGUAUUGCUAUUGCUAUUGCUA